AUGCAGAAAGCGCAGACACAGCUCACUGUGGAGAAUAUGUACCCUAUAGAUACCUCAGCAACAGCGCCAAGUGGUGACGCACGGCAGCCUGCCAGCAGCGUCACCAACAAGUUUGGCUCCGACUACUGGUCGACAGAUUAUGACACUGGUCGUCUCCUAGCCUUUGCCUGCACUGGCAUGUAUGGGUGCGGUGGUAAAGAUGAGGACAGUAGCAAGGUGGAGAGGACGGCACUGGUGUACUGGGAUAUUCUGGGCUACAUACAAGAUGAUGUUAUUCCGUGUGUGCUAAUGGCGGGGAGUGACUCCUCGAACAGCCCUGGGCUCGUCCUCUCCUGCAUACUAGAUAGCGUGGUGUCAGCUUUGGUGUUGCCCUUGCAUCGGUGGACUAGUCUCAAGAGACUGGAAACACAUGCGACUAAGUAUAACCUAUUGCCGCCUCCCCAGGCUGCGAAUGUCCCUAAUCGGCCGACCAGGAACUACCUGCAGAUCAUGGUCAUCAAGAUCAUCACUAGACUCUGCCUGGUGUCGGACAGAGCGUUGAGCCAGAGUAUGUGUAUGCGGUAUAAGGAUGUGGUGUUGAAUAAGACGGAGAACUUCCAUCCAACAGCGACCUUCACAGAGGCAGCAGCAGCAGCUACUACCGCUAUACCUCCUCCCGGGCGAGGUGCCGCGAGCCCCUACGACUACCCCCCUGGAUACGGCCCUAAUGCGGCCCCUAAUGUCGUUACGCUCUUCCUCUCACUGGAGUAUGCCGCUGUGCUCGACAUGUGUACGUGUAUGGUCACUCGAUUACCCCAAGGCGAGGCUGCGGUCAAGCAGUUCGUACAGAAGCUGGAGCAUCAUCACAACCCUUGGUUCAACGUAGCCAAUAUGCACGACCAUCUGCGGAAGAUCCUCAAAGCGGUCCGUCAGAGUGCCAUUUCGGGGACCUUGCAGACAUCGGCUGAGGACGAGGCGUCAGAGGGGGUGCUCUUGGUGGCGCCCGCCCUCAUGCGUAUACUGUCGGCUUGUGCUGAUGUCGGCGAGGGCGCUGUCACAUCGUGGCAAGGCGGAGCCACUCUGGUUGAAGUCUUGACUGGUGCACCUCCUUAUUCUGUACUGGCUCGCAAUGAGGUAACGAUCGCUUGCCUCACCGGGUUGGCCUAUGCUAGACCUAGAGGAGUGGACACUGCCGCCCAUGCUAGAGCGGUACUCCAAGCUAUCAUACAGCGGACGACUUUGCUCAACUCCUUGCCUUCACCGGACAAUGGGGAGUCCCCAUCAGAGGUUUCAGCGGCUCUCGUCAGGCUCAUCACGUCACUCUUCCAACGCCUGCCGGAGUCUCAACGAUGGUCCCCUGGGCAGCAAGCGGAGGCGUGGGUGAAAGUCUCGGACCAUGUGGUCAAUCGGCUCCUAUCUACUCGAGGGAAGUCCUCUGAUGAGGUGCAACUCCUGUCUAUGAGGUGGCUCUUGCGGAUGAUCCUAGCGCCCUCCCAAGAGACCGAGGCAUUCGUCUACGUCACCCGAUGCCUGCUAGCUCUGGAGUCGCCGGUCUUCGCUGGGGUUGCUGCUGCUAUCACUUCGAAAAAUACGGCACUGUCCGAGACCGCUGUCGAGCUCAUUGCGGCUUGUCUUGAGCGAGACCCUCGUAAUGUACCAGAAUGUGUCCCCGCGCAUAAGCAGGUGGUGCUUGCCAAGACCCCUGAUGGUGUGCCCCUGUUGGCCCACCUCCUACAGAGUCGUCAAGCUAGCAGUAGGGCUGGUCUCGCCAUCCUCUCGACCAUGUGCGCCAGGGCCCCCAAUGCUAUCAGGGCCAUAUUCGCCCUGCACCCCUCAAUGCCGAGACAAGCCUCUCUGGCUCUAGGCAGGAUACUCCUAUCGUCAGGGACACCAUCGGUCUAUGACUCUGCUGGGGAGGUGCUGCGAUAUGACUCGCUGCUCCCCAUAUGCUGCAUUACCAGUCUGUGCCGUUAUGAUGCACGAUAUGACCUCCCUCGGUUACUGCUACUACGGGAGGUUGCCAGGCAGGUCGACCAGCGCCCGCUCGUGCCGAGUGGGGAAGGCUUGGUCCGUUACGUCGAUCGCUGCGUCCGGUGGAGUCCAAGCAGACUGCAAGCCUUCGGCAAGCUGAGUAACGAUGCCUCGCGGUGGUUGGCGCUUAGUACCCUCAACCGGUGUGAAUCUGAUCUGGCACUACUCUUCCUGACUGGCGGCGAGGAGCAUAUCGCUGAUACUUCCUCUGGGGAGCUCUCGGGCCUGGAUGCACUAUUCUUCCUGCUUGACAAUCCUCCGCCACCUACGGCAUCCUCAGAGGCCAAUGCUCUCUACUCAUAUUUGGUGGAGUGUGUAUGUGGAUUCCUGUCCUCUGGGAAGGGCGCCCUCGAGGGGGCGGUCCUACGGUAUAUCUCCUUUGCUUGGUCAACCCGGUAUGACACACUGCGUACAGCCCUGGAGGGCAAGGACCCCAUCUUUGCAGCAAGGUUACUAGAAGUGUUGGCCGCCGAGCUCUCUCAUUGUGCAAAGGAUGCCAAUGUUGAAGUCUUCCGAGACGUUGCGGCGACUUUCUUAUCAGGGCUGAGUCGUGAUGAUAAACAGCCGCUGCUGCUCUCGUUGAUAGGAAGUCUGCUUCGGGAAGCCGAGAAUUUCAAGAUACCGGAGAUCCCCACAGAGUUCCAGUCUCCAUUGGUCGCGUGUUUGCGCGCUGCUAUAGAGGCGGAUCGUCUCCCGGGUGGUCUGUGUGACCCUGAAAGAUAUCUCGUCAACGUCAUUCGAGAGUUCAAGAUUGACGUCCCACGCACAGGGGAAGAGCUAGAGCCCCCGCUCCUCCGGGGCACGAAGGCCCUUUCGACGCGAGAGAUGUAUCGUCCAGCUUUGGUGCUCCUUGCGACGCACAAUGCACGACAAUCGGUCCUCUUAGGCGCUGAUUUAUUGCAAACAUCCAUCGUUCGAGUGAGACAAGCUGAUCAGCCAACUCUCCACGUGUUAGCCGAGGCGGCUCUUGCCUUGGUUGCCGAGGGCGGCCCUAACCGCUCACCGUAUAUCUUCCCGAUUGUGUCACGACUAAUGUCUCUGCUGUAUGCCCGCUCUACAACCAUCAAUAGCGCCGCGUCAGCUCUGGCAGCUGACGGUCAUGUCGCUCGGCAGACAGCAUCCUCAUCAGGGGUUGUCGCAGCGGAAUGGCUGAGAGGAUUCCUCAAAGCCCUCACGCCACCAAAGUUGCGUGAGCUCUCAGAUACUGUCAUUGAGCAUGCGUAG
Messenger RNA from Perkinsus marinus ATCC 50983, 3234 nucleotides. RefSeq lists its product as hypothetical. Lineage: Eukaryota; Perkinsozoa; Perkinsida; Perkinsidae. The transcript has 18 exons. The coding region runs from base 1 to 3234 and encodes 1077 amino acids. The record is from RefSeq and is a predicted model, not a curated record.